Molecule: messenger RNA, 7320 nt
Organism: Impatiens glandulifera
Lineage: Eukaryota; Viridiplantae; Streptophyta; Magnoliopsida; Ericales; Balsaminaceae
Product: glutamate synthase 1 [NADH], chloroplastic
Exons: 21
Coding region: 351-7028 (2225 amino acids)
Molecular function (GO): flavin adenine dinucleotide binding; iron-sulfur cluster binding; FMN binding
Source: RefSeq, a predicted model, not a curated record
AGAACGGAAGAGCUGCCCCCUCCCUUGUCGGUCAUUGCGGCGGCCUUCUGUUUAUCUUCUCUCUAUCUAGAUACGUCAACAUACUUCUUUUCUUUCUUACGAGAUUCCUUACGUUUUCCUUUAUCUUGAUCUUCUCAACGGAUAUACAGGUUCAUUUGAAAAGUAAAUUCAACGACCAAUCGUAGAAUUUAAUUUUCAAUCUGAACCGAUACUUCCAUUCUUCGAUUCUCUAUCUACUUGUAUCAUUUGUUUGAAAUAUCUCUACACAACAUUGUUAGAUUUGAUAGAUAUCUGUAGAUCUGCAACUACUGAACUUGAAAGAUCACUUUACUAUCUGUAACUUAUCGACAAUGUCGUCGUCGAUGAUGACUUCGACUUCUCUUGUUCAAGCGGGAAACAAGUCUUUCCUUUCUUCCCAAUCUGUGAACAAGAGAUCGAUUGUCAAUCCUCAACUGAGUGUUUUAACUCUCAGGCGAGUUGAUGCAGUUAGAGCGGCAUCCGUUCGCGGCGGCUCUUGUGCUGUUAGGUCAAAUGUUUUAGAGAAUCGAUUCUACGGAAGUCGAUUGGGUAAAGAGAGAGUACAUCUAUGGAAGUCGGAUGGUCCUGGAAGGGACCCGAAGCUGAAGGUGGUGGUGCGAUCUGCAUUGUCACUUGUGCCGGAGAAGCCUCUCGGUCUAUACGAUCCUUCGUUUGACAAGGAUUCGUGUGGAGUUGGAUUUGUUGCUGAACUAUCUGGAGAAGGCAGCCGUAAAACUGUUGCGGAUGCUAUAGAGAUGUUAGUACGGAUGACUCACAGAGGAGCCUGUGGUUGUGAGACAAAUACUGGUGAUGGAGCUGGUAUCCUUGUUGCUCUCCCUCAUGACUUCUACAGAGAGGUUGCAAAAGAUGAGGGCUUUGAGCUACCACCACCUGGUCAAUAUGCCGUGGGAAUGUUCUUUUUGCCUACAUCUGAAACCAGGAGGGAACAAAGCAAAAUCGUAUUCACAAAGGUUGCGGAGUCACUUGGGCAUACUGUUCUUGGUUGGCGAGCUGUUCGAACUGAUAACUCAGCAUUGGGCAAAUCUGCUCUGCUGACAGAGCCAGUUAUUGAGCAAGUGUUUCUCACUUCCACCCCUAGGUCCAAAGCUGAUUUCGAGCAACAGUUGUACAUACUGAGGAGGGUUUCAAUGGUUGCCAUUCGAGCUGCACUAAACCUCCAACUUGGGGCAACAAAGGACUUCUAUAUAUGUUCCCUUUCCUCAAGGACUGUUGUCUACAAAGGCCAGUUGAAGCCCAAUCAGUUGAAGGAAUAUUAUUAUGCAGAUCUUGGCAACGAAAAGUUUACGAGCUACAUGGCCUUGGUUCAUUCUAGAUUCUCAACAAACACUUUCCCUAGCUGGGAUCGUGCUCAACCUAUGCGUGUCCUAGGACAUAAUGGUGAGAUAAAUACACUCAGGGGAAAUGUGAACUGGAUGCGAGCUCGAGAGGGUCUCCUUAAGUGCAAGGAGCUUGGCCUAUCAAAAGAUGAGAUGAAGAAGCUCCUACCAAUUGUAGAUGCUAGCUCAUCUGACUCAGGAGCUUUUGAUGGAGUUCUUGAGCUCUUGGUUCGAGCUGGUAGAAGUCUCCCAGAAGCCAUGAUGAUGUUGAUCCCUGAAGCAUGGCAAAAUGACAAGAAUAUGGAUCCUCAAAGAAAGGAUUUGUACAAGUACUUUUCAGCCCUUAUGGAACCUUGGGAUGGACCUGCUCUAAUUUCAUUUACUGAUGGGCGCUAUCUUGGAGCUACACUAGAUAGAAACGGUUUACGUCCUGGGCGUUUUUAUGUUACUCACAGUGGACGAGUCAUAAUGGCAAGUGAAGUUGGAGUUGUAGACAUUCCACCGGAAGAUGUGGCAAGGAAAGGAAGACUAAAUCCUGGCAUGAUGCUUCUUGUGGACUUUGAAAAGCACGUUGUUGUAGACGAUGACGCACUGAAGCAGCAGUAUUCUCUAGCCAGACCUUAUGGUGAAUGGCUCAGCAAACAAAAGAUUGAGCUGCAAGAUAUACUCCACUCCGUUAAUGAAUCUGACAAGAUUCCACCGCCCAUUGGUGGAGUCAAGCCAGCAUCAGAAGAGGAUGUCAACGUGGGUAUUCAGGCCAUAUUGGCUCCAUUGAAGGCUUUUGGUUAUACUAUUGAAUCCCUGCAAAUGAUGCUUCUUCCCAUGGCAAAGGAUGGAGUCGAGGCACUUGGAUCAAUGGGAAAUGAUGCUCCCCUAGCUGUAAUGUCAAGUAGGGAGAAACUCACAUUUGAGUAUUUUAAGCAGAUGUUUGCCCAGGUGACUAAUCCUCCUAUCGAUCCCAUUCGUGAGAAGAUAGUAACUUCCAUGGAGUGCAUGAUUGGUCCAGAAGGUGAUCUUACAGAGACUACUGAAGAGCAGUGUCACCGCCUUUCUUUGAAGGGUCCUUUACUAUCUGUUGAAGAAAUGGAAGGAAUCAAGAAAAUGAACUACAGAGGCUGGCGCAGUAAAGUUCUUGAUAUAACAUAUUCCAAAGAACGUGGAAGGAAGGGCUUGGAGGAGACCCUGGAUAGGAUCUGUACUGAAGCUCAUGAAGCAAUUAAGGAGGGUUACUCGUUACUGGUGCUUUCUGACAGAGCCUUUUCCCCAAAGCGCGUUGCUGUAAGCUCCCUCCUUGCUAUUGGUGCAGUCCAUCAUCAUCUUGUCAAGAAGCUUGCAAGAACUAGGAUUGGUCUGAUUGUUGAAUCUGCCGAGCCUCGUGAUGUUCACCAUUUUUGUACAUUGGUUGGGUUUGGUGCAGAUGCUAUCUGUCCCUAUUUGAGUAUAGAAGCUAUUUGGGGUUUACAGAUUGAUGGGAAAAUUCCACCCAAGUCAAAUGGUGAGCUUCACUCAAAAGAAGAACUGGUAAAGAAAUACUUUAAAGCAACCAACUAUGGGAUGAUGAAGGUUCUUGCCAAAAUGGGUAUAUCAACUUUGGCUUCUUACAAGGGUGCUCAGAUUUUUGAAGCCGUGGGCCUCUCCUCAGAAGUAAUGGAGAGGUGCUUUAUUGGAACUCCAAGCAGAGUUGAGGGGGCAACAUUUGAAGUCCUUGCUCGUGAUGCACUUGAGUUGCAUGACCUGGCAUUUCCUUCACGAGCAUUUCCACCUGGAAGUGCGGAAGAUGUUGCACUGCCAAAUCCCGGUGAUUUUCACUGGAGAAAAGGUGGUGAGAUCCAUCUGAACGACCCCUUUGCUAUAGCUAGAUUGCAGGAAGCUGCCAGAGGAAACAGUGUGGCAGCCUACAAGGAAUACUCCAACCGUAUACAAGAGCUAAACAAGUCCUGCAAUUUACGGGGUCUUCUGAAAUUCAAACCUGCAGACAUGAAAAUUCCACUUGAAGAAGUUGAACCAGCCAGUGAGAUUGUGAAACGGUUUUGCACUGGAGCCAUGAGCUAUGGAUCAAUAUCCCUUGAGGCACACACCACUCUUGCCAUUGCCAUGAACAAGAUUGGUGGAAAGUCUAAUACAGGUGAGGGGGGUGAACAACCAUCACGCAUGGAGCCUCUACCAAAUGGUUCGAUGAACCCAAAACGUAGUUCAAUAAAGCAAGUUGCUAGUGGAAGAUUUGGAGUUUCUAGUUAUUACCUUACAAAUGCUGAUGAGAUCCAGAUAAAGAUGGCUCAGGGAGCCAAGCCUGGAGAAGGAGGCGAGCUACCUGGCCACAAAGUUGUAGGAGAUAUUGCUGUUACUAGGAACUCUACAGCUGGGGUGGGAUUAAUCAGUCCGCCACCACAUCAUGAUAUCUAUUCUAUCGAGGAUCUUGCUCAACUAAUACAUGAUCUCAAAAAUGCAAAUCCAAGUGCUCGAAUUAGUGUGAAGUUGGUAUCAGAAGCUGGGGUUGGAGUAAUUGCUAGUGGAGUUGUUAAGGGGCAUGCUGAUCAUGUUCUGAUCUCUGGUCAUGAUGGAGGUACAGGAGCUUCACGCUGGACUGGUAUCAAGAGUGCUGGCCUUCCAUGGGAACUUGGACUUGCAGAAACUCACCAAACUCUAGUUGCUAAUAACCUCCGUGGACGAACAGUUCUCCAAACUGACGGUCAACUGAAAACAGGAAGAGAUGUGGCUAUUGCAGCACUUCUAGGGGCAGAGGAGUUUGGUUUCAGCACUGCUCCUCUCAUAACCCUCGGAUGCAUUAUGAUGCGAAAGUGCCAUAAGAACACGUGCCCAGUUGGCAUUGCUACCCAGGAUCCUGUUCUUAGGGAAAAAUUUGCUGGAGAGCCCGAGCAUGUGAUAAAUUUCUUCUUCAUGCUUGCAGAAGAGCUGCGAGAGAUCAUGUCCGAGCUUGGAUUUCGAACAAUCAGGGAAAUGGUUGGCCGUUCAGAUAAGCUGGAGCUGGACAAAGAAUUAGUUGACAACAAUGAGAAGCUUAAGAAUAUUGAUCUCUCUCUACUGCUCAGGCCUGCUGCUGACAUCCGACCGGAUGCUGCCCAAUAUUGCAUACAGAAACAAGAUCAUGGCUUGGACUUGGCUCUGGACAACAAAUUGAUCUCUCUCUCAGAAGCCGCUUUAGAAAAAGGUCUCCCUGUCUACAUUGAAACACCUAUAUGCAAUGUGAAUCGAACUGUUGGAACAAUGCUUAGUCACGAGGUGACAAAACGGUACCGCAUGGAUGGACUUCCUACAGAUACCAUCCAUAUUAAACUCGAUGGGAGUGCCGGACAAAGUCUUGGAGCUUUUCUCUGCCCAGGAAUCACUCUUGAGCUUGAGGGUGACAGCAAUGAUUAUGUUGGUAAAGGAUUAUCUGGCGGAAAAAUUGUUGUUUAUCCCCCUAAAGAAAGCCAGUUUGACCCAAAGGAAAACAUUAUUAUUGGUAAUGUUGCUCUUUAUGGGGCAACAAGCGGUGAAGCUUAUUUCAACGGCAUGGCUGCAGAAAGAUUUUGUGUACGUAAUUCUGGGGCCAAGGCAGUUGUGGAAGGUGUUGGAGAUCAUGGGUGUGAGUAUAUGACUGGUGGGAUUACUGUUGUGCUAGGGAAAACUGGAAGGAAUUUUGCUGCUGGCAUGAGUGGCGGUAUUGCUUAUGUUCUUGAUUUGGAUGGUAAGUUCCAUUUCAGAUGUAAUAAAGAGCAAGUAGACCUUGAUAAGGUCGAGGACCUUGAGGAUAUCAUGACACUGAAGAUGAUGGUACAACAACAUAAGAGACAUACAAACAGCCAGCUUGCCAAAGAAGUGCUAGCUGAUUUUGAAAAUAUUUUACCCAGCUUCAUUAAGGUGAUUCCCAAGGAGUAUAAAAAGGUGCUGCUUGCAAAGAAAAAAGAGGAAGAUGCUAAAGAGACAGCAGCUAAGGCAGCCUUAGAAGCUGAAAUCUCAGAUGAGGCUGAGUUGCAAGAGAAAGAUGCUUUUGAAGAGCUUAAGAAGCUUGCAGCAGCAUCAUCCUUGAGUGUAGAGCUUGAGAAGAUUGUGGCAAAAUCCUUGGCUGAACAAGCCAGCAACAAAAUUGAGAAAGCUGAAUCUCCAAAGAGGCCAACUCAAGUUCCCGAUGCCGUGAAACAUAGAGGCUUCAUUGCUUACGAACGUGAGAGCAUUUCAUACAGGGACCCUAACGACCGAAUGAAUGAUUGGAAAGAGGUCAUGGUAGAGACAAAGCCAGGUCCACUUCUAAAGACCCAGUCUGCCCGUUGCAUGGACUGUGGGACUCCCUUCUGCCAUCAGGAUAAUUCUGGGUGUCCGCUUGGGAAUAAAAUACCUGAAUUCAACGAGUUGGUUCACCAAAAUAGAUGGCGUGAAGCAUUAGAUAGACUUUUAGAAACCAACAACUUUCCAGAAUUCACAGGUCGGGUAUGUCCCGCCCCUUGUGAGGGUUCAUGCGUCCUGGGCAUCAUUGAGAAUCCUGUAUCAAUCAAGACGAUUGAAUGCUCCAUCAUUGAUAAAGCGUUUGAGGAGGGAUGGAUGGUUCCAAGGCCUCCACUCAAGAGAACGGGUAAAAAGGUUGCUAUCAUUGGGAGCGGACCUUCUGGCUUGGCAGCUGCUGAUCAGUUGAAUAGAAUGGGUCAUUUAGUGACAGUAUACGAACGUGCUGAUCGAGUUGGUGGACUAAUGAUGUAUGGAGUCCCCAAUAUGAAGACGGACAAGAUUGACGUUGUUCAGAGACGCGUUGACCUUAUGACAAAGGAAGGAAUCAACUUUGUAGUGAAUGCCAAUAUUGGAAAAGACCCAGCAUAUUCACUAGAUCAGAUUCGUAAGGAGAACGAUGCUAUUGUUCUAGCUGUUGGAGCUACGAAACCAAGGGACCUUCCUGUGCCAGGACGUGAUCUGAAAGGGGUUCAUUUUGCAAUGGAAUUUCUUCACGCAAAUACUAAAAGUCUACUUGAUAGCAAUCUUGAGGAUGGUAAAUACAUCUCUGCUAAGGGGAAGAAAGUAGUUGUAAUUGGUGGAGGAGACACUGGAACCGACUGCAUAGGAACGUCCAUCAGACAUGGGUGUGUUAGCACUGUCAAUUUGGAGCUUCUUUCCAAGCCUCCCCAAACAAGGGCCCCUGGCAAUCCAUGGCCACAGUGGCCACGCAUAUUCCGCGUGGAUUAUGGUCACCAGGAGGCUGCUACCAAAUUCGGUAAAGACCCAAGAACUUAUGAGGUUUUGACCAAAAGGUUCAUAGCAGAUGAGGAAGGGAACGUUAAAGGACUUGAGGUUGUUCAUGUGAAUUGGGAGAAGGAUGGUAGUGGGAGGUUUCAGUUCAAGGAAAUUGAAGGGUCGGAGGAAGUUAUUGAGGCAGACAUUGUCCUUCUAGCCAUGGGAUUCCUAGGCCCCGAGUCGACACUUGUUGAAAAGCUGGGCCUGGAGCAAGACAACAGGUCGAACUUUAAGGCAGAGUACGGUCGUUUCUCGACUAGUGUAGACGGAGUGUUUGCAGCUGGGGAUUGUCGUCGCGGGCAGUCUUUGGUUGUUUGGGCAAUCUCUGAAGGCAGGCAGGCUGCUAGCCAAGUUGAUAAAUAUUUGAUGACAGAAGAUGAUGAAAAGAACCAGACGGCUAUCAUCAAUGAGCAACAGCAAGAUAGCAGCAGCAAACAAGCAGUUAAGACAUAGACAGUUCUCAUUUAAACUGUGUUUUUUUAAUUUUUUUUUUAAGUAAUGUUUUUAGAGAAAAGGACCCCUACGAAUGAGAUCUUAAUGGGUUUGGUGUGUGGAUGUUGGGAUUAUAUGCUUUCUUUGUGAUUUUGAUUCUCCCUUGUUUUUGUUAUAAGCUUUUACUUACUGUUGUUUGGAAUUGGAACCACCUUCAGUGAGAAAGUGAAUGAAUAAACAAACAAUAUGUACAGCUAGCUAUCUUCUUUGUUAUUCAGGGGGUUUUCUAAUUAGAAAAUAUUGAUUUGAAACU